AUGGCGACCCCGACCCGCGCGCUCGCGCGCGUGGCGACGCCCUCGUUCGCACCCCAUCGCGCGCGGAACAACGUCCGCGGGCGACGCGCCGCCGCCGUCGCGCCGCUCGGGGCGUCGUCGUCGUCGUCGUCGUCGUCGUCCGCAGCCUCCCCGUCGCCCGUCGCCGUGCCGAGCGAGUACGUCACGCUCGCGAGAAACCUCGUCGACGCCGCGGGCGCGAUCACGACGAAGUACUUCCGCACGCCGCUCGAGAUCGACGACAAGACGGACGACAGCCCGGUGACGAUCGCGGACCGAAGCGCGGAGGCGGCGAUGCGAGCGAUGGUGAGGGCGAACUUCCCGUCGCACGCCAUCUUCGGCGAGGAGGAGGGCAUCGAGCUCGGCGACGGCGGCGAGAGCGAGUGGACGUGGGUGUUCGACCCGAUCGACGGCACGAAGAGCUUCAUCACGGGGAAGCCGCUGUGGGGGACGCUCGUCGCGCUGUUGAAAGACGGCGUCCCCGUGCUCGGGGUGCUCGAUCAGCCGGUGUUGAAGGAGCGAUGGGUCGGCGUGCAAGGGCAGGCGUCGACGUUCAACGGAGCGCCGAUCGCGGUGAGGCCGUGCGCGUCCAUAGAAGACGCGUACGUGUACUCCACGACGCCGCUGAUGUUCGAGGGGGAUAACCUUGCGCCGUACGAGCGCGUCGCGAAGGCGUGCAAGGUGCCGAUGUACGGCUGCGAUUGUUACGCGUACGGAUUACUCGCGUCCGGGCACGUCGACGCGGUGAUCGAGGCGGACUUGAAGCCGUACGAUUACAUGGCGCUCGUGCCGAUCGUGAAGGGCGCGGGCGGGGAGUUCACGGACUGGCGAGGGGAGGAGUUGAGGUGGCAAGGGAGCGCGGAGGCGCUCGCGAGCGGGGAUUUUCAAGGCGAGGUGAUCGCGACGGGGGACAAGAGGACGCACGAGAGCGCGCUCAAAGUCAUGGCGGCGUGA
Messenger RNA from Micromonas pusilla CCMP1545, 972 nucleotides. RefSeq lists its product as uncharacterized. Gene Ontology annotation, molecular function: histidinol-phosphatase activity. The record is from RefSeq and is a predicted model, not a curated record. The transcript has a single exon. Bases 1 to 972 code for a protein of 323 amino acids. NCBI's taxonomy places the organism in Eukaryota, Viridiplantae, Chlorophyta, Mamiellophyceae, Mamiellales, Mamiellaceae.